Salvelinus sp. IW2-2015 is the source of this 1486-nucleotide messenger RNA. Its product is annotated as keratin, type II cytoskeletal 8. The record is from RefSeq and is a predicted model, not a curated record. Gene Ontology annotation, biological process: intermediate filament organization; keratinization. Gene Ontology annotation, cellular component: keratin filament. Gene Ontology annotation, molecular function: structural constituent of skin epidermis. NCBI's taxonomy places the organism in Eukaryota, Metazoa, Chordata, Actinopteri, Salmoniformes, Salmonidae.
UCCUCUCCAUCUCUUCCUCUCCAAAUCACUGUCUCCAACUCUCCCUCCACCUCUCCCCUCUCCGUCUCCCCUUCCACCAUGAGCCUGAGGUCCAAGCAUAUCUCCAGCUCCAGUGACCAGCACAGCAGCCCUCUCCACUCUGUCUCAGUCAACAUGAGCCUGCUGGCCCCCCUCAAUCUGGAGAUCGACCCCGACCUGCAGGUCGCCCGCAUCCAUGAGAAGGACCAAAUCAAGGACCUCAACAACCGCUUCGCCUCCUUCAUCGACAAGGUGCGUUUCCUGGAGCAGCAGAACAAGAUGUUAGAGACUAAGUUUGACCUGCUGCACGGUAAGCAGACGGGCCGCUCCAACAUCGAGCCGCUGUUCCAGGCCUACAUGGCCAACCUCCGCCGCCAGAUGGACCUGGUCAACAACGACAAGACCAAGCUGGACGGAGAGCUGAGGAACAUGCAAGGUCUGGUGGAGGACUUCAAACACAAAUACGAAGACGAGAUCAACAAGAGACAAAAUAUGGAGAACGAAUUUGUGAAUCUGAAAAAGGAUGUGGACUCAGCACACAUGGUGGAGGCAGACCUGGGAGACAAGGUGGGAGCUCUGACUAAUGAGAUCAACUUCCUCAGGUUCAUCUAUGAAGAGGAGCUGCGUGAGCUGCAGGCCAGUAUCAGGGACACCUCUGUGGUGGUACAGAUAGACAACAGUCGUGACCUCAACAUGGACCAGAUAGUGGCUGACGUCAAGGCUCAGUACGAGGACAUCGCUGUUAAGAGCCGAGAGGAGGCUGAGAUGUGGUACAAGUCCAAGUUGGACCAGAUGGCCAUCCAGGCCACGCAGUAUGGAGACGAGCUGAGGAGCACCAAGGGAGAGACAGCCGAAAUCAACCGCUUGAUCGUCCGUGUGCAGAGUGAGAUAGAGGCUGUCAAACAACAGCGUGCCAACCUGGAGAACCAGAUAGCUGAUGCUGAAGGCCGUGGGGAGCUGGCUGUGAAGGAGGCCAAGUCCAAGAUCAGAGAUCUGGAGGAUGCUCUGCAGAGGGCCAAGCAAGACAUGGUCAAGCAGCUCAGAGAGUACCAGGACCUGAUGAACGUCAAGCUGGCCCUGGACAUAGAGAUAGCCACCUACAGAAAACUACUGGAGGGAGAGGAGAGCAGGAUUGGACAUCAAUCUAUUGUCAAUUUCCAGUCGGUGUCCAGCUACAGUUCUAAGAGUAGCAGUAACAAAUACCACAGCAGCUUCAGCUCCUCAACACCCAAACUGCUGAUUAAAACGAUUGAACAAAAAGGCAGCUCCAGAUUCAGCUUUCACUGAAGAGCCCUCAGAUCCUUCUGGCUGUGGAUGAAGAACCAUUACCAGUAUAGAAGAGUUUAUAUCACAUCUCUUUCACAUGUAUUGCUUCUUUUGUUUAUGUGCAUGGAGAGUAUACCAUAAGAUUAUGAUUCACGAUCUAAUAGUUUUGAUUUUGUAGCUAGUUGUUUGUAGCUAGAUGUUU